Molecule: messenger RNA, 1864 nt
Organism: Chara braunii
Lineage: Eukaryota; Viridiplantae; Streptophyta; Charophyceae; Charales; Characeae
Source: the annotation of a GenBank genome assembly
GUGGUCCAUGGCAUUGGUCAGUUUUUACUUAACGGGUCCCUCAAAAGAUAGAAAAGCAUUCCGGGAAUGAACAUAGCUCAUUCAACCUGCAGAGAUACACGCAUGGGUAUGGGAUAAGUGCAUAUGGUCUGUGAGUAGGCAAAGGGACAACAUAGGAAGGAGGAACACACAUGGGAAGACACAAAAGACAGGGUAGCGAUAGACUGUUACAUUGGACUUGGGCCUUGCAUAGGAAGGAGGUGGGUGGGCUGCUGGAGCAGGCAACAAGUGAUGUUUUGAGUCAUGAUCCCCUUUAAACCCCUUUUGUAAGUGGACGGCCAUCAGAUGACAUCAGAAGCAGUGAGGCAAGGGCGAAGUAACAAGCCACUGGACGACAAGCACCAGCGAGGCAGAUAGGCUGGAGGGCAGGGGAGGUGGGUGGGCUGCUGGAGCAGGGAACAGGCAAGAAGGAAGCAAGGCAGCUAGGCAACAAGGCAGGCAAUGGCAGCGAGGCAGCAUCGCCAAGGUGGGCAAUAGACCCAUGAGCAGCAGGCAACAAGGCAGGCAAAGGACAAAGGACACAUCAGCAGCAGGCAACAAGGCAACAAGGCAACAAGGUAACAAGGCAACAAGGCACAAAGCAGCGAAGCCACAAGACAGCAAGGCAGCAAGGCAGCGAAGCAGCGACGCACAAGGCAGGCAAACGGCAAAAGACAGAUGAGCAGCAGGCAACAAGGCAGCAAGGCACAAAGCAGCGAAGGCACAACUUGUGGCAAGGCAACGAAGCAGCGAAGCACGAGGCAGGCAAAGGGCAAAAGUCGCUGAGCAGCGGGCGACAAGGCAACAAGGGGCAAAGCAGCGAAGCCACAAGGCAUCAAGGCAACAAAGCAGCAAAGCACAUGGCCGGCAAACGGCAAGCCGAGCAGUAGGGUGACACUAUGAGCAGUAGGCAGCAAGGCAACAAGGCAGCAGGGGAGCAAGGCAAAAAGGCAGCAGGGGAGCAAGGCAGCGAGGCAGCAAUGCACAAGAGAGCACAGAUAAGGAAGCCAAGCUUCAAGGCCGACAGGUGGACAGCACGGAAAGACAGAGCAAGCAGAUGGGCAGCCAAGCACUAUGGCAGCACCGACAAUGCAGUCCAGUCGUACCUCUCGGACCAAAGCAGAACAUCACCUACUCACGCACAAAAAAGUAGAACUCAACAGACUGUAGGUUCAUGCCACCCUAUAUAUAGAGGAAACGAAUUUGGGGCGCUCUGAGCCAGGGAGUCAGGUGUAACGAAUGUCUAUCACCGCCGGAAAGCACGGUAACACAAGCAUCCAAAACAUAACACGCCCGCUAAUGAUGUACAGGCACUCCAAAAAUGGUCAGGCUGACUAUUUGGCACGUCUUGAGGGUACUAAACUUAAGUACUCAGAAACAUAUGGAAAAAAGGCACUCAGACACUGAAGGGAACACGGAGGGAGAAAAGAGGUGGACAAAUAAGCGGACAAUGUGGAUGUGCGCGUGUGUGUUUGUGUGUAGUGAUGAUGUCUGUUUGCGUGCAUAUCGUCAUGGAGAACUCCCUGUGCACCGUCAGCAGAAAGGGAGAAAAGGACAAGAAAUUGCAGGCUGUGACGGACUGCUUCAUUGGAGACUCACCCACUCAUCAGCAUGCCACUAUGCAAAGUGGCAUGCAGGUCACGGCACAGUUACGGGCUUCGUCUUGGCGAAGCGGAUUUGCGGUUGCUCUUCCUUGUCGACAGCUUCAUCUUGUUCGCAUGGAUGCUGUUUUCCUUUUUCCACAAGCGUCGUUAAACUUUUUGUCUUCGAUGUGAGACUACCUGUUGUUCAGAGAUUUGUUUUGGACUAUAGUGUUGUGCUGAUUUACGUUUAUUGCCCCCUGUUU